AUGCCGUCGUCGGACGGUCCGCUGCGCCCGCACCUCGGCAUCGAGGUGAACCCGGAGCACGGGCUGUACGCCUUCUUCCGGAAGAAGGAGAAGGACGGGAAGCCGUACUACGACACGGUCGAGCCCAUGGACAUGACGGCGGACCAGAGCGGUCGUGCGUGGACCGCGGCGGAGCUGAGGCGGAAGAGCUUCAAGGACCUGCACACGUUGUGGUACGUCGUGCUCCGGGAGCGGAACUUGCUCGCGACACAGCAGGCGGAAGCGAGGAGAAUGGGCGCGAACGAGCAGACUCUUGGCUUGUGGGCGAAGGCGUUCAGGUGCCGCAAAACGAUGGCGCGCAUCAAGUACGUCAUCAACGAGCGACGUCUGGCGUACGAGGGCGCCAUGAAGAUCUACGGCGAGCGGCGGGAGGAGGCUCUCGAGGCGGACAAGAUCGCCCGCAAAGAGGCGGAGGAAGCGGAACGAAAGAGGGUGGCAAAGGAGUGGGCGAGGAAGCGGUCAAACCCUGUCGAGGACAUGGUGACCCGGUCACUCUUCGAGACCGUGCCAGAGACGGUCGGGCAGAAGGCGUAG
Dichomitus squalens LYAD-421 SS1 is the source of this 573-nucleotide messenger RNA. RefSeq names its product MRP-L47-domain-containing protein. The record is from RefSeq and is a predicted model, not a curated record. Gene Ontology annotation, cellular component: mitochondrial large ribosomal subunit; mitochondrial ribosome. Gene Ontology annotation, molecular function: structural constituent of ribosome. Gene Ontology annotation, biological process: mitochondrial translation. Bases 1 to 573 code for a protein of 190 amino acids. The transcript is spliced from 3 exons. Lineage: Eukaryota; Fungi; Basidiomycota; Agaricomycetes; Polyporales; Polyporaceae.